This is a messenger RNA of Pseudogymnoascus destructans, 3997 nucleotides long. RefSeq lists its product as uncharacterized. The record is from RefSeq and is a predicted model, not a curated record. The transcript has 3 exons. The coding region runs from base 826 to 3570 and encodes 914 amino acids. NCBI's taxonomy places the organism in Eukaryota, Fungi, Ascomycota, Leotiomycetes, Thelebolales, Thelebolaceae.
CUGUACUUACCACCAUACCAUACCUCAUGCAAAAUAUCUGACCGACGACCCAACCACCAAAACCUUCAACCAACCUCCUCCUCCACCUCCUCCACCUCCUCCUCCUCCCCAAAAAACCAUCACCGCCGACCACCGCCAGCGACACACCGGAAACUUCACCUCCACCUCCACCUCGUCUUCCACCUCGUCCUCCACCUCGUCCUCACCCCUCCACGUCCUUUUCCCUUCCCCCCUCUUCCCCCCUCUUCCCCCAGCGAUAAUCUUCUUGCCUGCUCUGCUUGCUCUCUCUUUCGUUAAACUGCUUCUUCACGACCUAAUCCUCUCGUUACCUUGCUACUUUCUUCCUUGUCCAUAUUACAAGUCUUCCUGCAUCCGACCAAUCUCUUUCCUUCCAUCUCCCUCCGAAAAGGCAACAACACAGACUCCCCUGCCACCUAUUCGGACUGUCGCUACACACGAUUCUCUCGACCUUCUACACAAUCAUUCCCGAACUUUAUACGCAUCUCAGCGUCUAGCAGUCGUUUCUAGCGAGCCCUGAUAUCCAUCCUAUACGACCUUCACGCUUCCGAUCUCCUCGAGUCUAGGUUUUGGAUAUACUGCGCUGCACACAAGCACAGCACAGCACAGCACAGCACCAUCAAAGAACCGUCGUACAAAACACAACAUCUCCGCCGUCCCGAUCUACUGCGAUACUCAAAUCUACAUAUAGCCUCACUACACUGCAUACCCAGCACAUAAACAUACACACAUAUCCCGUACAGCCAGCCUCGCUUCAUGCCCAGCGCAGCUUAGCCGCUCUUCCCACCGCGACUACCCACCACCCCCAUGCCGAAGCUCCCCAAGGCCUUCGCACGGCGCAAGUCGGCCGCCAAUGUCCUCGAUGAGCCUCUCGCCGACGUCCCGCCGAACCAGCAGACAUUCAGGGUCUUCGACCGCGCCAACACUACCAACCUCGAUGGCGGCAAGCCGAGGCUAAACGAUGGCAGCGGCAACAUCAUCAGUGGCAGGCCCAGCACCGAUCCAGAGAGGGAUGAUAAUAUAUUCUCAGGGUUCAGCAACCGCGGCAGCGGGACCUCUAAUUCAAACACCGUUUCAACGGCUGACAAUUCCUCGAGGCGUAGUGCUGUCUCAUCCGCGUCUUCCGACCCGAAAGACACCACCGCCGCCAACGGGAAGAACAACAGCGCGCCCCUCCCCGCCACGCUCAAGGGCACAUCGAAGUUCUCCCUGAUAUCAACGGGCAAGGCCUUCUCCUUCGGACGGAAGCACUCCCCGGGCUCGACGCCGCCAAACACGACCCAAGAGGACCUCUCGAAACCGCUCACGCCGGCAAAGGAUGACGCAACCCGCUCAAGCACUCUGACCGACAGCACGAGGAGUGAUUACUCGAGCACGAACGCUUCACUGAAGCUGGAUAGCAGGCUUAGUCUCGGUGGUGACUUCGCAGCCAUGUUUAUGGGAACUGGGGACCGCAAGAGCGCGGUGUUGGAUGCUGAGAAUAGGCGGACUCAGUCGGUGAGCCCGGCGGAGGGAUCUACAUCGACCGCGAGGCAGUCCGGCGUUUCAAGGAAACCGCUCGGGAAUGUCAGCAACGAGCGGUCCCUAACAGGGGAUACAUCGUCAUAUCCAUGGGGGGCACAAAAGUCGGCAGAGAAGCAGCGGCUCAUGUUUAGCACGAGCCCUGGGCCCUCACCGUCAGCGACGCCGCCGCCUGUACCGGAGCAUGACACGAAUGGCAGUAACAACACAAACAGUUCGGGUGUAGGAUUAAGGAGGAGCAGUGCUGUGAGGAAGCAGUCGCUGAUGGCCAUUGGAGAUGGAGAGGAUGAGGACGCAAAGCUGAUGAGGGAGUCUAUUAAUGCGAUGAGGCAGCUUAAUGUGGAUGAGACACCCAGGGCGAGGGAUAGCUGGAUCAACCCAUCCGCAGUAGAUGCGUAUAACGUUGCCAACACCCCAAAGCCCACAGCACCGAGCUCCAACAACACCACUCCCCGUGCUCGCUACCCCGCCACCGAGCCCCAAGAAGAUGGCCUCUUCGACCAACAGACCGCCGCCUCCGCGAACCUCGCCCUUCAAUGGGGCGAGAAGCCGAUCACACCCCAGUCCUCCGCACCAAAGAACAAAGUCAUGACAACUGCACAGUUUGAGCGCUACCGCCAAGAGCAGGAGCGACAGAAGCGACACAGUCAGGGCAAGUUCCCCGACGCCAAAGCCGACGAUGACGACGACGCCGCAGACGACACCUACGAAGACGAAGAUGACGACGAAGAGGAGCGCCGCAAGGAACAGGCCAAGCAGCGCCGCAAGCAAGAGGCACACAUGACCGUCUACCGCCAACAGAUGAUGAAAAUCACCGGCGAGACAGCCAACCCCGGCGCGCGCCUCUCCGCCGUCACCUCCCAAAGCACACCCAACCUCCAACUCUACGCCGACAGCCCCGGUGCCGACGAGGAAGAAGACGAAGAUAUCCCCCUUGCCAUCCUCGUCGCCCACGGCUUCCCUAACCGCGGCCGUGCCCCCGGCCAACUCGGCGGUAUGGCCUCAAACCCUAACCUCCGCGCCGCCAGCCAGAUGAGCGGCGCGUACCCCCCACCUCCCCGCUCCGUCACCGGCGGCGCUGGUGAGCGCGCCAGCGCCCUCCCUGCGUUUGCUCGUCGCCUCCCGCAGGAUCCGUACUUCGGCGCUGGCCUCGUUAACUCUUCCAACCGCGAGUCGCUCGCUCUAGGUAGCGGCUCGCAGUACGGCGGUACUGGCGGCGGCCCGCGCGCGCAGCCAGGCGGACUAGUAGGCGUCAUCGCAUCGGAAGAACGUUCGCGCGCCAUGAGACGCGGAAGCACCAACCCCGCCGGCGAAUACCCAGCCAUGCCAGCUGGUAUGGGCCUAGGCUACUCGGGCGGUGCCCGCACCCCAGGUGCAAUGCCCCAGGACCCCGUGGUAAUGCAGGCCCAGAUCGCGGCGAUGCAAGCUCAACUGCAGCAGAGCAUGGAGAUGCAAUUCCAGUUCUUCCAGAUGAUGGCUGGGGCCGCCCCACCAAUGCAAGCGCCUCCGGGAGUGCAGAUGGUGCCCGGCAUGAUGCCGCAGGGUAUGAUUCCCCCACAGGGCAUGCCGGCGCAAGGUGCGCCGCAGCUAGGGGGUAUGGGUAUGGGCCGCACGAGUAUCAUAGGGAGCAGUCUUGGUUUCGGCGGUGCGUUCCCAGCCGGACCGCGCAGUGUCGCCGGUAUGCAACGCCCAAUAUCCAUGUUGGAUCCGAGGGGUGCUCCGUAUGCGGCUUCGAUUGCCCCGAGCGAGAGGAGUAAUGUCGGGAUGCCGGGCCGUUACAGACCCGUCAGCCACAUGCCUGCGGAGAACGCGAACGGCGUCGCGGCACCGCGAAUGAGUGUCCUUGCUGUUGGCGGCAGGGGGCCGACUGUCACGGUGAGGCCGGUGGAGGGGGGAGAGGAGGACGAGGAUGAUGCGUGGGAGGAGAUGAAGAGGCAGAAGGAGAAGAAGAAGAGUAUUUGGAGGAUGAAGAGGGAGAAGAAGGGGGUGCUUGUUGAGGAGGUGGGGGAGAUGGCUAUGUUUACUAGUUAGGUUUGAGGGGGGUUGAAGUAUGCGGAGAGAAUGGUAGGGGAGCAUUGCGUGGGCGUUCUUGUUUUAUACUUUGGGUGGUGUGGUGGGAAGUGCGCCGGAAACUAUGAUCUCUUUGAGGGGAUUUUUGUUUGUUUUUAUAGGGGUAGAGAGGUGGCCCCUCCAGUGAAAUGGGCACAUGUUGCGGCUUGGGAUGACAUACAGAUGGAUAAGCUGAUGGAAGGCCGGAGGGUAGAUUACCUUAUAGUACCUUAAUAAUGGAUGCCGAUGUACUUUUAUAAAAUGAGCUGUUUGGUGCGAGGUGUGAUGAUGUGAGGUCCCGCCAAAUCCUUGGAAUAUAUAAAUAUAAUAGGAUAUAUGGUUGUUCUGGGCACCCGUACCCACCACGUGCCUUCAGAAAGCAGGAACUUUCUACUGUUCUACUAUUACG